Molecule: messenger RNA, 1246 nt
Organism: Punica granatum (pomegranate)
Lineage: Eukaryota; Viridiplantae; Streptophyta; Magnoliopsida; Myrtales; Lythraceae
Source: RefSeq, a predicted model, not a curated record
AAAGCCACUGCCUUUACGCCUUCUCUCUCUCUCUCUCUCUCUCUCUCUAUAAGCAGCAACAGCACAGCACGGCACAGCACGGCACUUGCCAUAGUUCUCUACAGGCAGGACUCAACAACACCCCCAACCCCUUCGUCUCAUCAUUCCUAAAGCAAAAAGGAAAAACAGAGCAAAAGAGUAAAAGAACAGAGCAGUUUCUUCGACCCAGAUAGCGAAAAUUCGAGGACUCCGGUUGAGGUUGAGGUGGAGGAAGAAGAAGAACAACAAGAAGGAGAAGGAGAUGAGUACGUGCGAGCAGUCUCCUCCUCCACCUUCUCAGCCUCAGGCACAGCCACAGCAGCAGCAGCAGCUGAUGUUGCAACAGAGCUCUGGGAGCCUGAGCUUCAACAGCAACAUGUCGAGGGAGGACGAGGAGAUGUCGAGGUCUGCCCUGUCCACCUUCAGGGCAAAGGAGGAGGAGAUCGAGAAGAGGAAGAUGGAGGUCAGGGACAGAGUCCUUUCCCAUCUCGGCCGCGUCGAGGAGGAGACCAAGCGUUUAGCCACCAUCCGUGAGGAGCUGGAAGCAUUGGGAGAUCCAAUGAGGAAGGACGUUUCAAGCGUUAGAAAGAAAAUCGAUACCGUGAACAAGGAUUUGAAGUCAUUAGGCCACACCUGCCAGAAGAAGGAGAGAGAGUACAAGGAAGCGCUCGAGGCAUUCAAUGAGAAGAACAAGGAGAAAGUACAGCUCAUUAGCAAGCUGAUGGAGUUGGUCAGCGAAAGCGAGAAGAUGAGGCUGAAGAAGCUCGAGGAGCUGAGCAAGAACAUCGAGUUGAUGCACUGAGAAACCUUCAAAGCCUCCACCUGGUCCCGCCAACUGAUUGUGUUCCCGUGAAGAUCGUGUAUGUAGUAGUAACAUCAAACAUGACAUACAAUAUUAAAUAUUCAUAGUGUGUUCAUUUUCCUUGGGUAUGCUGUAGUUUUUUAUGGGCAUCUGCAUUCUCGUUUCAUCGUCAUUAGCAUAAUUCUAUGGGUAAGCUUGGAGACACUUUAGCCGGUUUUAGGAAAGGAAUCUGCACUGAGAAAAACUUGGUUCUGUAGAAGUGAAAUGCAUAAAUUCCUCCUCAUUUAAUUUGUUUGGGAUGUCGAACUCGAUUCGGUUUGAAGGUCCUGUAUAUUUUUUUUCGGUGUGGUUUGAAGAGUAGUUCGAUUUUUUCCCGCCUUCGACUUGUAAUGUCCAUGAUUUAUUGAUUAUUCAAUGUUUUGUGAA